ACAUCCGAAAAAUGGCUUUCUGCACCAAACUCGGCGGUCACUUGAAACAAAACAGGAACGUUCCAGUGACAUCAAUGCUCGGUUCUCUCCGGGACAUGUCCACAAAACUCUUCAUUGGUGGUCUAUCACCCGGAACUAACGACCAGGCCUUGAAGGAUGCUUUCUCUAGCUUCAAUGGAGUAACAGAGGCAACUGUCAUGACAAACAAAGUCACUGGGAGGUCUCGAGGUUACGGAUUUGUUAACUUCGCCAAUGCGGAUUCUGCAAACUCUGCUAUUUCAGCUAUGGAUGGACAGGAGUUGAAUGGGUUUAACAUCCGUGUAAACGCUGCAAAAGAAUGGCCAAGCUUGCCAUUGUCUUUGAACGAGAGUAAAGACGACGAGAAGAAAGGUAGCAAGACGGUGAGCCGAUCUGUAUGGAGAGACCCGUUCGUUGAUGCGUUCUUGAUGAAGAAGAAAAACGGACCUCUGAACAGGAAGAUAUGGUCACGGAGGUCGACGAUUCUACCGGAGUAUGUUGAUUCCUCUGUGGGAAUCUACAAUGGCAAAACUCAUGUGCGUUGUAAGAUCACAGAGGGGAAAGUUGGGCACAAGUUUGGAGAGUUUGCGUUUACAAGAAAAGUGACGAAGCAUCCUAGAGCA
Molecule: messenger RNA, 641 nt
Organism: Thlaspi arvense
Lineage: Eukaryota; Viridiplantae; Streptophyta; Magnoliopsida; Brassicales; Brassicaceae
Source: the annotation of a GenBank genome assembly